AUGGCAGUCGCUGCCGCGCGAGGAGCUCACCACCAUGGCACCGGCACCUCUUUCUUCCCCCCCGCCGGCGGCGCGGAGGCGAGAUGUCGGAGCUGGUGGCUCUGUGGGGCGCCGGACGGGUGGCGCCGAGCUCGCCAGGGCCCCGCAGCGGCAGCGCCUCCGCGACGGGAGGCGGCUCGGGGGCCGCGCCGCCGAGCGGUCUCGAGGGCCGCGGGGGCUCUCUGCCCACCAUCCGUGGCCCCGAGCUGCCUGAAGGGCCGCAUGGCUGCGAGGGAGGGCGGCUCGUGCGUGCCCGGGCCCGCGCGCGUGCGCAGGGCGGCGAGCAUGCCGGCAGGCGUCGGCGGAGGCAGCCCGCGCAGCAGCCCCACGGGGCCCGCGGAGGGCCUGGGCGCGUGGCCCGCGGGGCCGCCCCGCCUGCGCCGGGCCGCGAGCACCGCGGGGGAGGAGCACAGGCGGCGACAUGAUUCUCGGGUGAAGCGCGUCCUGUUCUUGCCGUGCCUCGUGAGCAGCACCCACGAGGUGACGCCGUACGCCCAGAAGUAUGGCAUCCACCCGAGGUUCUUUGUGUUCGAGAAGAACGGCGACAAGAGACUGACCGAUUCGGGUAUCAAGGAGGACAUCAAACGCAUCGAGCAGGGCCUGGGCCCUCUCAAGCUAGGCAGGAGGCAGUCAUCUUGA
Messenger RNA from Prorocentrum cordatum, 678 nucleotides. The record is from the annotation of a GenBank genome assembly. Lineage: Eukaryota; Dinophyceae; Prorocentrales; Prorocentraceae.